Molecule: messenger RNA, 1449 nt
Organism: Saccharomyces eubayanus
Lineage: Eukaryota; Fungi; Ascomycota; Saccharomycetes; Saccharomycetales; Saccharomycetaceae
Gene: ZPR1
Product: zinc finger-containing protein ZPR1
Exons: 1
Coding region: 1-1449 (482 amino acids)
Cellular component (GO): nucleus; cytoplasm
Molecular function (GO): zinc ion binding
Source: RefSeq, a predicted model, not a curated record
AUGAGCGAACAAAAGGAAGAUCUGUUUAAGCCUGUCGGCGAUGCUGCUGCAGAAAUCCAGAACGAAAAUCAAGAAGCUGGUGAUGGAGUCCAGUUGACCGGUGCAGAGGACGCUAUGGGUCACCCAGUGCAGGAGAUCGAGUCUCUCUGUAUGAACUGUGGCAAAAAUGGUACGACCAGACUGCUGCUGACUUCCAUCCCCUAUUUUAGAGAGAUUAUUAUCAUGUCAUUCGAGUGCCCUCACUGUAUGUUUAAAAACUGUGAGAUUCAACCUGCUUCGGAAAUCCAAGAAAAGGGUUCCCGGUACACCUUGAAGGUGGAAUGUCGUGAAGACUUCAACAGGGAAGUCAUCAAGUCUGAAACAGCAACUUGUAAGUUUGUCGAGCUAGAUAUCGAGAUCCCUGCCAAGAAAGGCCAAUUGACCACUGUGGAAGGUUUGCUGUCAGAAAUGAUCGAAGAUCUGUCGCAAGACCAAGAAAUGAGGAAGUCCAUAGACGAGAGUCUUUACAAUAAGAUCGAUGAAUUCAUCAAAAAAGUUCGGUCCUACAUGGACUGCGAGCCCAACACCAUCCCUGUCACCUUUGUGUUGGAUGAUCCUGCAGGCAACUCAUGGAUCGAAUAUAAGCCUGGCGAGCCUCAGCACAAAUGGUCGCAUACGCAGUACGUGAGAACUGAUGAACAAAACGUUCAGGUCGGCAUCAUCACCAGAGACCAGCUGGAACAACGUCGCCAAGAAAAAUUGAAGGCAUUGGCUAACCGUGAAAGAAACCCCUCCCAGACUGUCAAAGUCGGUUCAUCAACCCCACAAUUUAUAUCUGAUGCCACAGACAUAGAGAACUUCAACAACGAAGUGCAAACAUUCAGAGCGGCUUGUCCAUCAUGUACGCAAGAGUGCGAAACCCAUAUGAAACCGGUUGAUAUUCCGCAUUUCAAAGAAGUCAUCAUCAUGUCCACGGUGUGUGACCACUGCGGUUACAAAUCUAACGAAGUGAAAACCGGUGGCGCCAUUCCAGAAAAGGGGAGAAAGAUAACCUUGUACUGUGACGACGCUGCAGACCUAUCCCGUGAUAUUUUAAAGUCUGAAAGUUGUAGUAUGGUUGUCCCUGAAUUACAUCUCGAUAUUCAAGAGGGUACCUUGGGUGGCAGAUUUACCACUUUGGAAGGUUUAUUGAGACAAGUCUAUGAAGAAUUGGAGUYCCGUAUUUUUACCCAAACCUCUGACUCCAUGGACGAAGCAACAAAGACCCGUUGGGUAGAGUUCUUUGCAAGAUUAAAGGAUGCCAUUGCCGGUAAAGUCAAGUUUACUGUCAUUAUGGAAGAUCCAUUGGCCGGCUCGUACAUACAGAAUGUCUAUGCCCCAGAUCCAGAUCCAAAUAUGACUAUCGAGGAUUACGAAAGGACAAAGGAACAAAAUGAAGACCUAGGGCUGUCCGAUAUCAAGGUUGACUAA